CGGGGACAAAGGGCCGCGGUGCUCGCCGCCUCCGGGACCCCGGGUCCGGUGCUCGACGCCCCUCCCUCCCGCCCUGCGAGGCGCGCGGCGGUCACCUGGCUCCCGGGAGGACGGCGGCGGACGGCGGCGGAAGCCGGGGCCGCCUGUGUGUCCCCGCGCUUCCUGGUAGUUACCGAGGGUUCCUGUGAAGAACCAUGAAGUCACACUGUGUUGUGCUAACCCUAGCCUCCCUGGUGUUCCUGGUGUGUGUCCCUGUGUCACAGACCUGCAACAAAGCUCUCUGUGCCAGCGAUGUGAGCAAGUGCCUUAUUCAGGAGCUCUGCCAGUGCCGGCCUGGAGAAGGAAGCUGCCCUUGCUGUAAGGAGUGCAUGCUGUGCCUGGGGACCCUGUGGGAUGAGUGCUGCGACUGUGUCGGGAUGUGUAACCCUCGGAAUUACAGCGACACGCCUCCCACUUCAAAGAGCACGGUGGAGGAGCUGCAUGAGCCCAUCCCUUCCCUGUUCCGAGCACUCACAGAGGGAGACACCCAGCUGAACUGGAACAUUGUCUCCUUCCCUGUGGCGGAGGAGUUGUCCCACCAUGAAAAUCUGGUUUCCUUCUUAGAAACUGUGAACCAGCCGCACCACCAAAAUGUGUCUGUUCCCAGCAACAAUGUCCACGCCCCUUAUCCCAGCGACAGAGAGCACAUGUGUACUGUGGUCUACUUUGAUGACUGCAUGUCCAUACACCAGUGUAAAAUAUCCUGUGAGUCCAUGGGAGCGUCUAAAUACCGCUGGUUUCAUAAUGCCUGCUGUGAGUGCAUCGGCCCGGAGUGUAUCGACUACGGCAGUAAAACCGUCAAGUGUAUGAACUGCAUGUUUUAAAGAAGGAAGGAAACGCAAACCAAAGCGGUCCAGUCGAUGGGAGGGCGUGGAAAUUACUCAGCAAGUCGUGAAGUGUGCAGAUGUCAUGAGUCGAGUAUGCUAGGCCCAUGUUAAGUAUGUAUUAUAACUGUACUCGUAUGUUUGCUGCCUGUUAGUGUAUGUCUUUUCCAUUGGCUACAGUAGAACUUGAGUCCUGUGAGGGCGGGGUCCAGAGGAGCCUGGAAGAUCUCGGAUCGGUGCUUUCUGUUUCCAGUGGCAGAGAAGACUGUUAGCAGGGCUUGUGGCUUUCACCUGCCAAUGCCAGGACACCGGGUCUCUACGCUCACGCCUUCCUUAACCGUGCCUUGGAUUGCUUAUCUGCUUAUGUAAAUAGAGUAAAUAUUACAGUAUGUAAUUCUAACAACUCACAUUCAAGCCACUGUAAAAGCUUAGUUUCAAACCGCUUUACAUUGGUUUCAGAAAGUAAAUAUUUACUAUAUUUUACUAUAUAUCACAACAGAAAACUUUUACCUAGGGCCAGUAAGCUUACUCAGUGGAUAAAGGUGUCUGCUGCCACCUGAUGGCCUGUGCUCGAUCCCUAGUCCCAGAGUAGGAGAGAACCCAGCUCCUGCAAGUUGUCCUCUGACCUCCACAUGUGCAGUGACACUUGUGCAUGCAGGUGCCCACAUGUGCACACGCACACACAUGUAAAUGUCUGAAAGCAUGUUAAACGGCUUACGUGGUGAGACCUGUCCUACAGCACUCGUGCUGACAGGGACUUAGACGUCUUCCGCUCCACCACCACAUGCUGAUGCGUUGAUGUGUCGGCGUUGAGUCAUCACGACCAAGAGUCGCAGCGUACCUUUGAAACUCCACUACGGCACUGUAUGAGGGUCUGGGUGCACAAGUAGCCAGGGAAAGAGCAGCCAGGCUGCAGAUCACGUCAGGCACUGGUAGGUCAGACUCAGCAGAGGUGAAGUGAGGCGCGGGGUGGGGGUGGGAGGGCGGGGCUGGCUCAGCACUAGCAGAGUAACCAGCUCCUCCAGCACGUGAGGCUGCAGAGGGCUGAAGAGGCGUGCACAGGCGUGAACCGAGAAUGUCGGGAAGCAUCUAUAGACACUGUUUUAGUUGCUUUGUAAUACCACAUUUGUUUCUGGACAUCUGAACCUAAUAUCUUAUUAAAUAAAUGUCAUAUUUUGGAAAGCUAUAUUUCUGAAAGUAGAGGGGAAAUCUGUUCACUAUGCUCACUCCUAGCAUGCCGUGGAAUCAUCUAGUCAGCUUCUUAUAUAGUGUUUCCAUAGAGGCGAACUGAAUACUAUAUGCCCUUCAUAGAAAUAAAACCCUUACCUUUAAGCAUGAAUCUAAAACAAACAUUUAUAAUACAUAGACUCGAUUUUAAAAAAUGCUAUUUUCUCAAGUGUGUAUUUGAAUUAAAGUAACUUUUAGGAAUACUUUACAUAUUUUAGUACAUAAAAUAGAAAAUGCUUUUAAACACAUUUACAUUUUUAUUUGAAUAGUAGUUUGUUACAAGAUCAUUUGUGAUAGUAUGGUAUCCAUUAUUAAAUCUGUGCUCUUUCUUAACUGAAGAAUACUGAAGGUGCUUCAGCCUUCUGUGGAUCUGGCUAUUACACAUCAGGGCGUCCUCUCUCUUACACCAACACCUCUGUGUAAAAGUGCCCUGCAGCCAGGCGGUGGUGGCGCACGCCUUUAGUCCCCACACUCGGGAGGCAGAGGUAGGUGGAUCUCUGUGAGUUCGAGGCCGGCCUGGUCUACAGAACGAGUGCCAGGACAGCCUCCAAAGCCACAGAGAGAAACCCUGUCUCGAAAAGCCAAAAAAGAAAAAAAAAAAGAGUGCCCUGCAAACAUUUCAGCUCCUUUCUCUGCUCCACACGGCCGUGUGGAGGGCACUUGAAGGACUGCAGCUGGCAAACUGUCAAGGACUGUCACGCCCUGCACGCAAGGCUGCUUCCUGUGGUGGCUUCAGGCAGUUCCCCUCACGCUCUCUUUUGUUUGUUGUUUGUUGUUUUGUCUUGAGUCAGGGUCUCUAUGCAGCCCCCGCUGGCCUGGAACUUGCUAUGUCGAUGAGGCUGGCUAUCCUCAUGUUUGCUUAUGAUGCCCACAAACAUUGUUAAAAUAUAUCUUCACCUUUUUAAGCUUUUCAUUGUCAAAAUUUAAAAUGUUGUGUGUCUUUUUUUUAUCCCAUCCAUUUCUAUGUGGGCAAUUUUGUUUUGUUUUUAUUUUUUGAGACAGGGUUAUUCUGUGUAGUCCUGGCUGUCCUGGAAGUCACUCUGUAAACCAGGCUGGCCUUGAACUCACAGAGAUCCGCCUGCCUCUGCCUCCUGAGUGCUGGGAUUAAAGGCGUGCGCCACCACUGCCCAGCAUGUGGACAAUUUUUUAAGCUAAUUGCUUUAACUGUUUUUUAUUGCCCUGUUUUCCCCAUUAGAAAUUAUUUCCACAGAUGAAUUUUAUAUUUAUGUUUUGUGUAUUUUUCCUGGUUUGCCAGGGUCUUGAGUAAAAAGUGGCAUUCAGCUGACAGAUUUUAUUUUCAGAGCCAGGAGUUGAGAAGCUAAACAAGGAAAUCACAGGACCAAAGCCAGCUUGUGGUACAUAGCAAGACGCUGUCUCAAAAAAGCAAAACACAGACAAACAAAAAAACCCUUUCUAGUUCUGUACUCAGCGUUCUGAGUAAUUUUUUACAUUGAAAUUAAACAUUUCAGAUGUUAGUAGCCUGCUUCUGCACAGUUCUAGCACGUUCUUCCACACUGAAGAUUUUGUAAAAGUUUGUUUCUUUUUCAAUAAAAAAUGUUGUUGUCUUUAUUACAGCCAGGUUUAAAAAAUCUCAGAUUUUAAGGGCUGAGGUUAAAACCCAGGAUGGAGCUCUUGGUUAUUGUGGGUGCAGCCCUGGGUUCCACCCUGAGUGCCAACAAGAAACAAAACACCAGGAUGUGAAUGGGGCAUUUAAAUCCAUGCACACACACUGUCCUGUAGCAAGACAUGGACAGGCUGCUUCCCCAUGACAUCUAAUUAUGACUGGAAUUAUAUUCAUAAUUAUGGUACAAAAAGCAAACAGCAAUUCAAGUAAAAUGUUUGUUUACACAGGAUGCUAUCUGUGCAGGGGUCUUCACACCAAGGGAUAGCUUUUUUGGGGGGGGUGUUAAGACAGGGUUUCUCUGUGUAGCCCUGGGUGUUCUGGAACUCACUGUGUACAUCAGGCUGGUCUCAAACUCAGAGAUCCACCAGCCUCUGCCGCCCCAGUGCUGGAACUAAAGGCCUGCACCACCACCACCUAGCCAAAGUAUAAUUUCUAAAGUUUCAGAAAAUAAGAUUGUCAUUAGCAUAUUUUAACAAGGCUUAGAAUUGGGUACAGUGGAAAGGUUUGUUCUUGGAAAGUGUCCUUGGAGACUUUCAAUUCUUUUGUUCAUUCCCAAGCAUCUGUGUUUAUUACAUUUGACGUGACCUACAACACAUGGACUUGUGUAUAUUCUUGUUGGUGUCUCUGUAAUCAAAAAAGUAUUUUAAUAAAAAAUAGAAAUGAA
Messenger RNA from Mesocricetus auratus (golden hamster), 4378 nucleotides. RefSeq names its product twisted gastrulation BMP signaling modulator 1 (gene Twsg1). The record is from RefSeq and is a predicted model, not a curated record. Lineage: Eukaryota; Metazoa; Chordata; Mammalia; Rodentia; Cricetidae. Gene Ontology annotation, biological process: regulation of BMP signaling pathway. Bases 195 to 863 code for a protein of 222 amino acids. The transcript has 5 exons.